GCUGCCCUAGAUGCGCUCCAUGGCGAGGGCCAGGUGGUGGCCCCCAUCAUCAUUUCAAGCGACGCCACGAUUCUCAGCGGGAACGAGCGUGUGAAGGUGUGGGCGGUGUACCUGAGUCUCGCGAACAUCCACCUCCGCCUCCGUUGGGGGGAUUCUGGCAAGAUCCUGCUGGCCUUACUCCCGAUGCCUAUCCAGGGAAUGACGGCCGAGCAGAAGGUGCAGCUAUUCCAAGCCGCGAUGCAGAUAGUUCUGGCAGACCUGAUUGUCGCAUCACACACUCCGGACGUCCCUAUUGCGGCAGCCGACUAUGCCGUUACUUGCAUCUGCCCGCACUAGCCUGGCCUCAUCAACCUGCUCGUUUCAUUGCAAGUGCCGAUUCCAGCACUGGCUCACCGACCGCUCGUGCUAAGCCAACACCGUGUAUAACUCUGUGCUGCUCUCAUCACAGAGGGAUAGCGGCGCGCGAUCCAUGGGGGGUCAACCGGGUCAUCUGGCCCAUUCUCUUUUCCUACGUGGCGGACUUCCCAGAGACCUGCAAGGUCUCCUGCACUCAGCAGCAUGGCAGUGCUAUGCCGUGCUCCCUGUGCUAUGUGGAUCGGGGGCAGCUUAGGAACAUGACGGCGGGACCAUCGGAGCCUCGCUCUGUGGAUCAGCAGUCCUCUCUGCUUCACAGCCCGCGGCUCGCAAGAACGUACUCCACUCUCUGUAUCCCGUCGUUUCUUUGGGAGUGGAAUUUCUCCCGGACUCUAUGGGGCAACACGUACCUGUCGCAGAUGCCUGACAUCCUGCACAUUAUCUACAUGGGCUUCUGGCUGUACCUCCGCGCUGCACUGCGCGGACCCGAUGGACGCGCCGCCACUCUUGACGGGCGCCAGAAUGCACUACACCCAGAGGCCAGGCAGGCGGGGCUGAUCACUCCAACUGAUGCUGCAUAUUGGGUCUCUGGUGCGAACUUCACGGCGUCAGAGCACGCCGGUGUCAUGAUGAUCGUGCCCUUUGUACUGGAGGGCGAGGUUUCGGUCAUCAGCAGCCGCACUAUCGUCGCGUUUCUGGACUGGCAUGAGACUUAUGUGCGGGCAUCGGAGCACACAGACGAGAGCCUGAGCGCGUUCGACACUGCCACACGAAGGAUGGUGCAGCUAGUGGAGAGCACCUUCCCACGCGAUCACUCUGGGUGGAACUUAGUGAAGGUCCACCUGCUGCUCCACCUUACGGAGGCGAUUCGACGGGGGGGGCUUCCCCGAGAGUACUCUGCUGCAGUUUACGAGAACGCGCACAUCCGCACCUGCAAGAGGCCGUAUCGGGCAUCCAACCACCGGGACCUGCGGCGGGUGAUCGCACAGCACAACACCAUUCAGGCGCUUAUGACCCGCCUCCCUACCAACCUCGAGGGAGAUCGGCAGUACAACACGGCGUUGCGCCGGGCCAUAGCUGCUGGUGUGCCCCAGCUGUGCCGCCAGCGCUCCAGGAUGUACAGCGCGAUCUGUGACAGGGAGCAGGCGCCACUGGACCUGUAUGCGACAUACGACGCCGCGAUCCCUGGAGGCAUCGGGCCCUACGCUUACCUGGCAAGACUCUACGGCUACAUCGCUUUCCCAGCAUGGGUCCACACCGCACUCGCCCUCCCCGCCCGCGAGAUGGACUACACCCUGAUCAGGCCCCACUACGCCCGAGCAUCCGCCUCGCACUAUGGCGUACCUGCGUUCUCAUUCAUUGAGUAUGAGAACGGGAGCGGGGAGACGGUGCAUGGCCGCGUGCACCUCCUUCUGACGCUGACGAAGAACAGCGAGGACGCUGACCCCGCGGGAGAGGAGGUGGCAUUUGUGAGGCAGUGGUACCCCUCACAGGUGGACGAGUGCACGGGGUGCAUGAGGAUGCGCCCGUCCGACGACGAGCUAAGCUAUGACUUUGUGCCGGUCAUAGCCGUGCAGAGGACCGUGCACAUGGUGGAGUCGUUUGUGACUCCUGGACUCUGGUACCUGAACAAGUGGGCGAAUCGUUGCCGCGAAGAGAUGCGUUGA
Closterium sp. Naga37s-1 is the source of this 2021-nucleotide messenger RNA. Lineage: Eukaryota; Viridiplantae; Streptophyta; Zygnematophyceae; Desmidiales; Closteriaceae. The record is from the annotation of a GenBank genome assembly.